Messenger RNA from Cydia strobilella, 3546 nucleotides. It is a transcript of the gene Nep2, whose product is annotated as neprilysin-2. Gene Ontology annotation, biological process: protein processing. Lineage: Eukaryota; Metazoa; Arthropoda; Insecta; Lepidoptera; Tortricidae. The transcript has 17 exons. Gene Ontology annotation, molecular function: metalloendopeptidase activity. Gene Ontology annotation, cellular component: plasma membrane. The record is from RefSeq and is a predicted model, not a curated record. Bases 255 to 2573 code for a protein of 772 amino acids.
GUCGACAGCGCAGCAGCGGCCGCUUCCUCGACUACUCGCAAGCAGGCAGGUGAGCUCGGAGCCGCCUCCUAGACAGAGUUCGGUCCGCGCUUUUCUCAAUAGGCGGUAGUUUCCCUGACCGCUCAGUCUCAUCACGCAAGGCGCAGACUGUGAACGUCGCGCCGUCCGCCACUCGCGCCGCGCUCGCCCGUUGCCGCAUGUCGCCCGCGUAAGUGUUCUAACAACAAAAAUAAACAAACGGACACUAUACUUCAAUGAGUGUGGACGGAGAAUACAUUGCUACAAAUUUCAACAACAUGAGAAACAACGUCAAACCAUCAUUUUGGGGCCAGCGGAGCAAGAUGGAGAAGCGCCUGCUGAUGGUUGCCGGCGUGACCAGCGCGCUGGCCGUCGCCUUCUGCGUGGCUUUCGUGCUGGCGCUGCUACUCCGCCCCGCGCCUGCCCAGCCCGACAUGCCACAAACUAGUGAACUGAGAUUUUCUGAAUCCAUGCCGCCUGCCACCAAUUCUAAAGGGUCCGACGAGAAGAUCUGCAGCCAGCCGGGGUGCGUCCACACAGCGUCAAAACUGCUACUGAACAUGGACGAAAAAGUAGACCCGUGCGACGACUUCUACCAGUUCUCGUGCGGAUCUUUCCUGAAGAGCACGCGCAUCCCCGACGACAAGACUUCCGUCAACACCUUCUCCAUCAUCACGGACCAGCUGCAGGAGCAGAUCCGGGCGCUGCUCGACGAGCCUGUGGUGCCCCUCGAGCCGCGUCCCUUCGUGCUCGCUAAGACCUUGUACCAGGCCUGCAUGAACAGAAGUUCGAUCGAGGCGCGCGGCACGGCGCCGCUGCUGGAAAUGCUGCGGCGGCUGGGCGGCUGGCCGGUGCUGGACGGGCCCUCCUGGAACGAGAACGCGUUCACCUGGGAGAAGUCCGUCUACAAGUUCCGGGCCGCGGGCUACUCCGUCGACUAUUUCUUUGACUUCUCCAUUGGUGUCGACGUUAAGAACUCUACUAAGAGAAUCAUCGAUUUGGACCAAGCGUCGCUCGGACUCAGCCGGGAGUACUUGAACCGCGGGAUGAGCGACAAGCUGGUGCAAGCCUACUACGACUACAUGGUGGACAUUGCCGUGCUGCUGGGCGCAGACCGCGCGCGCGCUCUCUCCGACCUCAAACACUCGCUGCAGUUCGAGAUGAAACUCGCUAACAUAUCCCUGCCUCUUGAAAAACGGCGUAACGCUACUAGCCUUUACAAUCCUAUGACCAUUGCCCAGAUGCAAGAAAAAUUCCCUAGGAUUCCUUGGCUGGAAUAUAUAAACAAUCUUCUUGCGCCUCAUACGCAGGUCGGAUUAGACGAAAUUGCUAUAGUCAAUGUGCCCAAAUACUUCUCGGAACUCGAGAAUCUCCUGUCAACUACCCCAAAGCGUGUCCAGGCGAAUUAUGUGAUGUGGCGGGUGGCUGGUGCGUCCGUGUCGUACCUGACGGAGGCGCUGCGCCGGCGCCAGCUGACGUACGUAACGGCGCUGUCGGGCAAGACCGAGCGCGAGAGCCGCUGGAAGGAGUGCGCCGACACCACCAGCGUCAGUAUGUCAAUUGCUGUGGGAGCUCUGUAUAUACGAAAAUAUUUCAAUGAAAACUCGAAGGCCAACGCUCUUGAAAUGGUGAAUGACAUUAGGCAACAGUUCCGUAAGACGCUGGAGGAGGUGGAGUGGAUGGACGAGCGCACGCGCCGCGCCGCGCUCGACAAAGCCGACGCCAUGGCCUCGCACAUCGCCUACCCCAGCGAGAUGCUCGACGACGAAAAGCUUAUUAACUUUUACGGUGGAUUAGAGAUGACGUCGGACAAGCUAAUGGAGUCGGUGCUGAAUCUGACCCUGUUCGGCACGGAGUACCUGUUCGGCAAGCUACGCGAACCCGUCAACAAGACCGACUGGGUCACCCACGGCCGCCCCGCCAUCGUCAAUGCUUUCUACUCCUCCAUCGAGAACAGCAUCCAGUUCCCUGCCGGUAUCCUACAAGGCGCGUUCUUCUCAGCCAAGCGCCCUGCAUACAUGAACUAUGGCGCUAUAGGAUUCGUUAUCGGCCAUGAGAUCACGCACGGGUUCGACGACCAGGGACGGCAAUUCGACAAGAACGGCAACUUGAUUGACUGGUGGCAGGAGUCGACCAAACAGGAAUAUCUAGAGAAAGCCAAGUGCAUCAUAGACCAGUACUCCAACUACACAGUCAAGGAAGUCGGAAUGAAGCUGAACGGCGUUAACACUCAAGGAGAGAACAUCGCCGACAACGGUGGUAUCAAGGAGGCGUAUUAUGCGUACCAGGCCUGGACUCAUCGUCACGGCGAAGAGCAACGGCUGCCUGGCCUCGAAAGAUACACUCCCCGACAGUUGUUCUGGCUGAGCGCAGCCAACACGUGGUGCGCGGUGUACCGCAACGAGGCGAUCAAGGUGCGCAUCACGACCGGCUUCCACGCGCCCGGCCGCUUCCGCGUCAUCGGGCCCAUGUCCAACAUGGAGGAGUUCGCCCAGGACUUCAAGUGCCCGCUCGGCUCCCCGAUGAACCCGGUCAACAAAUGCAAAGUUUGGUAGUCCUCGCAGGCGCUCAGGUGGCUGAAUCGACAUUGGGCUGGCCUGUCCCUCGAUCGUGAACACGCACGUGUAUCGUCUUACCACUUUAAAACCACACCUCACAGCUCAACGAAAACGCCGCGUGCCGAUUUUUAAGCAACGUUCGUUGCUUCUAUGUGAAAGUUUUUUCGCAGUACAUUGCACCUGAUUAACACGUGUUCAGUAGAUUUGUCUGGACUGUCAACGUCAACGUACCUACUAGCUCGAUGGCCGACGUAGAAUCACUAUAGAGCGAAAGGUGUGUGGUAUGUUUGUCAAAUUUAGAUGGAGACCUGAGUAUUCAAUUAUAUAGUUAAACAUUUGUAAAUAUAUGUAUGUCAUAUGACUUUUAAUCAAAUUGUGUGUUUAUAAAAUAGGAACAAAUGUUACACUGAGCGAGCACGAAAUCGUCAGUCGAUGGGUACGUUGUAUAAGUAGAAUUACAUUUAAGUAGGUACAAAAAAAUUAGUCUUUAGAUUUUUGUUUCAGUAAAUUAAAUUGUUAAAAUUUAUAUACCUGCAUACCACUUAUGUACAAUCAGCAUCAAAUGGAUGGUAACGGCCCAAGUGGACAAAUAUAUUAUAUCGUAAUACACCUUUGUUACCAUAGAAAUAAGGAUGUGUUCCGAUAUUGAUUGGCCGUCGCCGUCACUAUUCGAUCUAACUGCACCUACGUUCCACUGAAACAACAAGGACAAAAUUAUUAGUUUCUAGUAGGUAUAUUUGUUGUCUAAUUUUUUACGGUUUUCGAGGAUAAGACCGCCGAUUUGUACGGAAACUCAUAGUUACUUAACAUCGGCUUGUAUUUAUGUCUACUGUAUGUAUAGCAUCUUGCUCCUAGCAGGUAAGUAAGUAAAUGAACACUGAUAAUUUAAUUUUUAGCAUAAGUAGAUAAGUAUUACACUUUUGGAUACAAACUUUGCGAGUCUUUAAACACAAAUAAAAAAACAUUUUUA